AGUGUCCAGAAUUGCUGUGGUCUCUGCCUGCCCCCUGCUGGGGAGCUGAGACAUGCUCAUCUCAGAGAAGGAUGGGGGUCACUGAGUUCCUGGCUAAGGUUUCUCCCAGAACAAUAGGGACUGACCCUAUUGUGUGGGAAGGAUAGCAGAUGGUACCAGAGAAGGAAACAUCCAUGAACCCUUGAAAGGCAAACAGGACAAAGGUAGACUGCUGGAUUGGGGCCCAGGUAUUGCCCCUGUCUGGGCUACUGCUCCCACAUUCAGGAACCAGACCUGGUGGGUGAGGACGUGUCCUUCCUGCCAAGUUAAUAGCGUCCUCCCCCAGGCAGGAAUAUAGCUCUGUAGCUGCGGUAGCUCCUGCCCAGAUUCUGCUUGUCAAAACCACCCUGCAGUUCAGGGUCAAGGAGCAUGGUCACAGGAAGGUGGGGUUUCAGAGCACCCCUGAGGGACUUCCCCUCUCCCCAGAAUUCCAUGAUGAAGGCCCAUAUGUUUGUUGGUGUGCUGGUCAUGAUGGGCUUCACAGUGGGAAAGGCUCCUGUUCCUGAAGUCCGGACCUGCCACCUCUGCCUCUUAGAAGAUCCUACUAUAGGAUGUGUUUCAGGCUCAGAGAAGUGCACUAUCAGCAGCUCAUCCCCAUGCAUGGUGAUCAGCAUCUUUCAUAAUACCAAGGUCCGCUUCUUAAUCCGAGGCUGUGGACAGCACAAGUCUUACCGGUGCCAAGAAAAACACCCCACCUACCUCCCAGAGUACUGGUACUAUGCCCAGUGCUGCCAGUAUGAUUACUGCAACUCCUGGUACAGCCCCCAGCUCCAGAGCUCCCUCCCUGAGCCCCCUGAGGGGUCCCUGGCCCUGCCCCUGUCUGAGUCCCAGAUCCAGCGGUUCUACCAAGCCCUGAAUCUCUCACUGCCCCUACCCAGCUUCCAUGCUGGGAAGGAGCCUUCUGAAGGCCUGGACCCCCUAGCUGUCCUGCCCCUGAAUCUGAGUUUGUCCAUUGCUGACCUGCGCCGCAUAUACUGGUUCCUCAACAAUUCAGGACUUUUGGUUCUUCCCUGGGCUAGGCUGUGACGUUUUACCCUUCCCAGAUUUCACUCUGGUCCAGGGUCUCUCCCCUGACACCCCAGCAUCGUGUACUGCCCUCUCAGAACACUCACACUCUCUGGUCUGUGAGUUCUCAGUCUCCCUUUCCUUUGUACUUACAUCGUCUGUAUGGUUUUGGUUUAGUUUCCUCCCCCAAAAAGCAGUUGGCGCUGCACCCAGUGCCUUUCUUCCACCUAGAAAAUAGUCUCAAAUGUGAAUUCUGCCUAAGCUGACCUGGGAAAGGCACAGUGGUUUCCUCAUCCCUUUCCCAUCAUCUGGGUGGGAUCAUCCCCCCCCACCCCCCAUCUUCCUGAUCCCCUCUCAAUCUGGCUACUAACAUUCCUACACCUGUCUCUAAAACCUUGUGCCAGACUGACCUUGCAUCAAGAAGGGUGAGAGGCGGACUUUGUGCAAAUUUCCUGACUGGGCACUCUGGUGUUUCCACCUCACUGUCUCCACCACCCUCACUCUCGCCUGGUCUCCUGCUGCCUUCUCUCAUCUCUUGUCCCCAUCUUUGGCUUCCACAGCCCCACUUCACGUUCCUGAGUCCUGACACCCACUUGCACAGAUUCCCAGGGAGAGGAGAGGAUCUGUCCUCUGCUCCACAUUCCCCAGUUUCCCUCCACAAUAAACAAACUGUGCUAAGUCUGUGUCACGUUGUUUAUGGAGUCAGGCUCAGGUGUGGGCAGGUGUAAACAGGUUAAAGAAAGUUAACUGGGCGUGGGGUUCAAACAGGGUUGCAGAGCCCUGCCAACUCCACUUGGCCUCUGUGGUUCCUCAUGGCCUGCCGCCAAGAGCCCACAUCCAUCCCACCCUCUGCUCAGCUAGAGAUCAAAGUAUGAGCAUUGUGACUCCUGCCAGCCUUAAACAUACCCUACAAAACCUAGAAAGUUAAACCCGGUUGAUGUCAGGUUUUUCCACAUAAGGAGGAAAUACUCAGCCAUGAAAAUCAAGAGCAAACCAAAGGGCCCAGGUCUGCAUCUCAGAGUUACCUGGAGCUGAGGCACCUGCCUCCCUGCCUAUUCUCAGUUCUUUUCAGGAUCCUGGGACUCAGGACCCCCUCUGUGAGGGCCUAGGUGGAGGGGGUGGGAGAGUACAGAGAGCACACAGGUGGGGCUGCAGUGGUAGGGUCUUUCAUGCAAGCAUACAGAAAGCAACCUUCCUCGUACAUUCAAUAAACACUGGACACACUGCUCUGAGCCAGGCCCAGUAUUAAGCACCAAGACUUGCAGAUGAGUACAGCCAGGUGUCCACCCUUCGACUCUCACAACCCAGUGCUGGGAUUAUGAAACCUUUUUCUGAAAAGUAGUGCAGCUCUGUGGCUGGGAGGCCCAAUCCCAGCUCCUCUGCCACUUGAGUAAGUUGGUCUCUGUGCCGAACUUUGGUCACCUGUCAAGUAGGA
Messenger RNA from Kogia breviceps (pygmy sperm whale), 2479 nucleotides. It is a transcript of the gene LY6G5B, whose product is annotated as lymphocyte antigen 6 family member G5B. Lineage: Eukaryota; Metazoa; Chordata; Mammalia; Artiodactyla; Physeteridae. The record is from RefSeq and is a predicted model, not a curated record. Gene Ontology annotation, cellular component: external side of plasma membrane.